Molecule: messenger RNA, 1100 nt
Organism: Diabrotica balteata
Lineage: Eukaryota; Metazoa; Arthropoda; Insecta; Coleoptera; Chrysomelidae
Source: the annotation of a GenBank genome assembly
UUAAGUAACCUGAAGUAACCUAAAAUGAGUAAAAGAUUGUUUAAAUACGUUACAGUUGGUUCGCUUAGUUUCUUAGCUGGUAUAUACACAGAAAAAUUUAAAUUAGUAUGCGACCCAAAUACGAUUAUUGUAAAAAAUGUUCCUGGUCUCCCAAUUUUUGGCACUGUAUCAGCCGCAACUCCUUUUACGCCAGUGCCAGUACCAGAUGUAUCAGUUACAGAGCCUCAGAAGAAAUUAAGUAGGGUUUCUGAGAUAAUGAAAUAUGGAUUUCCAAGUUUAGAUCAAAUAAGAUCCUUUGAAAAUUAUGUAUUGAGUUACGAUCGUAGAAAUAGAGUGGCACACUGGGUUUUCGAACAUAUUACAAAGGAAUCUAUUCAGCCUAAUGAUCAAGUCGAUAGAUCGAAGUGCGAGUUUAAAGUUGAUGAUAGUAUACACAAAUUCUUCAGGUCCGAAAAUACUGAUUACAAAAAGUCAGGUUUUGAUAGAGGACAUCUAGCUGCUGCUGGGAAUCAUAAAUGUAGUCAGAAACAGGUAGAACAAACUUUCUUUUUGUCUAACAUGGCUCCACAAGUAGGUAAGGGUUUUAAUAGAGAUUCUUGGAACCGGUUGGAAAAGCAUGUAAGAAAAUUGACUAGGGUAUAUACAAAUGUAUAUUGCUGCACAGGACCACUAUAUUUGCCAAGGAAAGAAAGUGAUGGAAAAAACUAUGUUAAGUUUGAAGUAAUAGGAGCAAACCAUGUAGCAGUUCCUACUCAUUUCUUUAAGGUCAUUGUAGGAGAAACAGCAGAUGGAAAGCUGGAAAUGGAGACUUAUGUAAUGCCCAACCAGGUUAUAGAUGAUAAUGUUCCUUUGACCAGUUUUCAAGUUCCCCCAGAGAGUGUAGAACGAGCAGCAGGCUUGUUAUUUUUCGAUAAUGUAGCUAGAAACAAAAUAAGUAAAAUAAAUGGGAAGAAAAAUUAGUGCAGACUAAUUUAGUGUGUUUCUAGUCCAUUUCGACAAGUGGCAUUGAGCAUCCAUUUGUUUUUAUUCCAUUUUACCCAAUUUUAUUGUAGGUCAGUAGUUGAUAUGAUGUUUUUAUCAUUUAAAAUUAAGAAUGCCAU